Messenger RNA from Liolophura sinensis, 1972 nucleotides. RefSeq names its product coadhesin-like. Lineage: Eukaryota; Metazoa; Mollusca; Polyplacophora; Chitonida; Chitonidae. The record is from RefSeq and is a predicted model, not a curated record. The transcript has 11 exons. The coding region runs from base 194 to 1912 and encodes 572 amino acids.
UGACCCACCCAUCCACUCCGCCUGGUUGUACCUCAGUGAUAAAGACUUCGAGCUAAGAUUCGAGUGGCUGGAUGGAUCAGACUUGGACUACGAAAAUUGGGAGAAUGCAGACUACUUUGGUCAAUCAUUCGAUGGGAUUCUUGAGAAGUUCGAAGACGAUUCCCUCGACUGUGUCGUUGCUAUUGGUGACAAGAUGUUAUGGCGCGAGGUCGCGUGCUCUAAUCCAAGUCACGUGAUAUGUAAACGAGAACAAACGAUGGAUGGAAACUGGUCAGUCUGGGAAGCAUGGUCAGCUUGCUCAGUGACGUGCGGAUCCGGAAACCAAGUUAGACAGCGUGAAUGUAACAGUCCAGCUCCCUCCAGCGGUGGACAAGAAUGUCAGGGGGACAACUCGGAAAAGAAGGCAUGUAACCCUGCUGAAUGUGAAGUGGAUGGAAACUGGUCACUUUGGGAAGCGUGGUCAGAUUGUUCAGUCACUUGCGGAUCCGGAAAUCAAGUUAGACAGCGUGAGUGUAACAGUCCAGCUCCCUCUGGCGGUGGACAGGAAUGUCACGGGGACAACUCUGAAACGAAGGCAUGUAGCCUUGCUGAAUGUGAAGUGGACGGAAACUGGUCAGUCUGGGAAGCAUGGUCAGAUUGUUCAGUCACGUGCGGAUCCGGAAAUCAAGUUAGACAGCGAAAGUGUAAUAGCCCAGCUCCCUCAGGCGGUUUACAGGAAUGUCCAGGGGAGAACUCGGAAAAGAAGGCAUGCAGCCUUGCGGACUGUGAAGUGGAUGGGAACUGGUCUGUGUGGCAAGCAUGGUCAGCUUGUUCGGCCACGUGCGGAGCAGGAAAUCAAGUCAGAAAGCGAGAAUGUAACAGUCCAGCUCCCUCUGGCGGGGGACAGGAAUGCAGAGGAGACCACUCGGAGACACAGACCUGCAACUUGUCUGAAUGCUCAGUGGAUGGGAACUGGUCUGUGUGGAAAGCAUGGUCACCUUGCUCAGUCACGUGCGGAGCAGGAAAUCAAGUUAGACAGCGGAUGUGCAAUAAUCCAGCUCCCUCUGGCGGGGGACAGCAAUGUCAAGGAGAUACUUCACAAACUCAGGCUUGUCAAACCUCAGAAUGUAUAGUCGAUGGAAAAUGGUCCAGUUGGGAAGCGUGGUCAGCAUGCUCUGCCACGUGCGGAACCGGGGAUCAGGCCAGACUGCGAAAGUGCAACAACCCAGCUCCAUCUGGCGGUGGACAAAUGUGUCCGGGAGAUAAAUCUGAAGCCCAAUCAUGUACAGUCAGCGAAUGUAUGGUUUCAGUGGAUGGCAGCUGGUCAAACUGGGAAGCCUGGACGGCUUGCUUGGUCACCUGCGGAACCGGACGUCAAACAAGAAUGCGCAAGUGUGAUAACCCAGCUCCCUCUGGCGGAGGACAAGAAUGUCAAGGGGAUAUAUCAGAAACACAGUCCUGUGGACUCUCCGAAUGUAGAGUGGACGGGAACUGGUCGAUAUGGGAAUCCUGGUCAGCUUGCUCGGUUACGUGUGGAAUCGGUAAUCAAUUUCGACAACGGAAGUGCAAUAAUCCUGCUCCCUCUGGCGGUGGACAGGAAUGUUCAGGAGAUAAAACGGGCAUACAGUCCUGUCGUGUUGCCGAAUGUGCAGAUAAACCCCGGCUCAAGGAGGCACUAUUUGAGAUAGCUGCGGAGGGAUACGGUCUUCAAGGAUGUGAAUUGGUGCGGUUGAGACGGACUUCCUUGGUGCAGUGUGCUUUGGACUGUGUCAAUACGAUACUAUGUAAAUCCUUUAACUUUGAGUUUGGUCUUUCGGAGAAUAUGACCCGAAAUCACUCUUGUAUACUGAACUCUGCGACAAGGUUCGAACGACCGCUUGAUUAUGUCACCAUGGAGGGAUACCAGCUAUACAGCCUCGGACCGAAGUUUUGAUUUGACACAUGCUAAGCAUAUUACCAAUACAGCUCUUGUUCACUUAAGAAGUACAUCCCA